AUGGGUAAUGUUAGCAGCGUGAGAGGGGGCGGCGAUGGCGGGCUCUCUGGUGAGGAAGAGGCGGUGGAGUUCCAGGAGCCGAUGGGCCAGAGCCCUCCGCCGAGCCCUGGAGGGUCGGUGCUCUCUCCCUUGCUCUUCGCUCCUCAGGUUCUUACUUCCUCCUAUCUCAGCUUCUUCUUCUUCUUCUUCUUCUCCAUCUAGCUUGGGUGCUCUGGCCGUGAGCUACGCUUGAACUUUGAUCUCUGCUGGUCUGUCCAUCUUUUUCUUUUCUUUUUUUAUGAUAAAGGGUUCUUUUAAGCUCUUGCUUUCUUCUGUUUUGUGGGUAAUUUCUGGUUUAAUUGAGAAUGCUCGAUUAUCCCGCUUACCCAAGUGCAGGGUGUUUUCAUUUGGGCGAAAUCUAGAUCUUCAUGUGAAGCAAUUCUUAGCUGUUUUGGGGACACUUUUUAACAAUAGUGGUGUCUAAAAUAUUUGAGAAAUAGGUUUAUUUUUAUUUUCCUGUGUCAUUUGAUGCCGGCAUUCAAUUUUGAGCUAUAAGAAAAUGUAUAAUUAAUUUUUUUGGGUGAGUGAAGAAAGUGAUUUCUUUAAUGAAAUUUGAAAGUUGUUUAUGAAAGCCUUUCCUUAACUUUUCUGGAAAAAAAAUGUAAAUACUUUUUGUAUUUAUAUAAGUAUAAUGUUAAAUUUCUAUUUUCAUUGUCUGAUGCAACCUCAGGCUUAGAUUCAAUCCUAACAUGCGCUGUUUCGAUUGCAUAUUUUAUUCCCAAUAAUUAUUUCUGUGGCGUGAAUAAGAACUCUGCAGUUAUUUCAAAGACGUUCGAAUAAAUAAUUUAUUUUUUUGAAUUCUCUAUUUUGAAUAAGACACUAUUGAAUGAUUUUUUUUUCUUUACUAAUACCUGAAUGCCGUUCAUUUCCUGAAGACUUUGAAGUUAUUGCAUUCUGAAAGAAGAAUUCCUUUGUUUCUCUUCUUGUGUUUGAAUUUUUGUAUCUUGCUAUCUGAAAUACUUCCAAAAGUAGGGUGCAAUUGUUGUAUGCUUAGAAAAUAAAAACUGGAUAGUGAACUUUUUUAUGAAUGUCAUGCCAAAUACUUUGCCGAGGCAUGUUGAAAAUUGCAAGAACAUAGUCAGAACUGAGAUGGUGAUCAGAUGUCAUAUUUCCUUUUAGGAUCCAGCAAUGCUACUUGAUACAGAGUAAAUUUGUAUUAAAUCCAUCCUUUUUUAAAAAAAAAAAGACGUUUCCGACGGAUUUAAGGUUGGUGAUUGGGUCAAUUUGGAUUGUGAUUAUGUUACCCUGCCAAAUUUGAGGAUCCUAUAAGUAAGAAUGUUACCAUAAUUGGCAUGGGUCAAUCCCAACCUCUUCAAUUGUAGAGUCUUUGGCUCUAUCUUGGGGAGAAAAUAUUUGAUUGGUUAAUGGUUGAGAGAUAAAGAGGGGAUUCUUAUCAUUAUCCUACUUUAUUUGAACCAUAAAUCGACCGCCUCCUUUUGUUUGACUCUUCUUCAUAGGCUGACGUUCUGAGUCCAUUGAAUACAAUUUAUCAGGUGCCCAUGGUGCCAUUGCCAAGAUACGGUGAGAUCCAGCCCCCCAAUCAGGAGCCCAUGCAUUGGUCAACUGAGCAAGAAGAUAUGCUUAGUGGUCAAGCUAUCCCUACAAUAAUCAGUUGGAGCUCUGGUGGCUAUGAAGUGGCUGUGGAAGGUUCUUGGGACGAUUGGCAGACUCGGUAAGGAGGAGGAGGAGGAGGAGGAGGAGGAGUUGCUGUUGCAUACUACUAUUAUUGCCAUUGUUCUUAUUAUUAUCACUGCCAUUUGUAUGCAUUCGUUUACCAUUUAUGGCGAAGCCCGCCAUUAAUUGCAGGGAGCCCUUGCAAAGAUCAGACAAAGACUUCACUAUCAUGAAGGUUCUUCCUUCUGGUGUAUACCACUACAAGUUCAUUGUUGAUGGAGAACGGAGGUGCUCCCCAGAGGUGCCAUGGGUGCGUGAUGAAAUGGGGAAUGAAUGCAACGUAUUGGAUCUUCUGGUAAGUGAUUUUUUCUGUUCUUAGAGGGACACAUCUAGUUUUUUCUCUGUUUAUUUUUCAAUUUCCACUGAAAUUAUUCUAUAUGAGCUUUGGAGAUACGAUGCUGAGUGACUUUAAGAUAAGCAAUGGAGACUGAAAAGGUAGGGGGAAGCGGCAAACUAUCUAGAAAGAAGAGCAGUAUCGGGGUAAAAAUAUUUUAGCUAAUCAGUUCGUGGAGUAGUUUCCAUUUAUCACCCAAGUGUUAUAAAGCCCUACCCUGCUGAAUAUCAUCUGAUCUCUCUAACAAUGAUGAUGGUGGUGGUGAUGAUGAUGAAAUGGGUGAAUCAAAAAGUUAUAUUGCAUUGUAUUGUUUCUCUUUCAUGCCUGAUCAAUGAUAAGCCUUUUGGUUUCACUAGUUUUCUUUUUCCACAGCUUUUCUGCGAAAUGGCUCCUUUUUUUCCUUCGUUCAUCUUCUCUAGGAACCAUAUAUUGUUGGCCAUAUUCUGCUAAAAGAUCGGUUCUUUGACAAUGAUUCAGUGUUGAUUCAAAUAACUUGAAAUCUUUUUGUGCCAUAUGCCUUAGUUAAUCAUUCUCUUUUUCAAUAGACCAAGGGAAAAGGAAGUUCUAGGGUUUCGAACCUGUGAAGAUUUUGAAAUGUCACAUCUUUAAGAUAAGUUGGGAGCUGUUAUCAAUGAACUUACUAAUUAUUAUAUCUUGUUUGUCAGUACUUCUUGCUUCCUGAUAAUUUUGUCACGUUGCUCGAGCUUCAGUGUUAACCAUUUCUGUUUCAGAUCACGGCAUGCUUAGUAGUUCUCCACAUGGUUUUCACUAUUUCUGGUUUUUUUUGUCUUGGUUGAUUGUUUGAGGUGGGUGAAUCGAAAAAGUUUCUCAUUAGUCCAAGGACAAACUCUUCCCUAGAUGAUUAGCUGGUCUAUAUGGGAGCACAGUGGCAUUUAUUUUAUUUUAUUUUAUUAGGAAAAAAGCCUUGGACACUAAUUUUUGGCAUGCUUUUGAUUUUCGUAUGGAAAUAGUUUAUUUAUUUUUUUGCCACUUGUGGAGACCCCAGCAGCUAUGGUGAGUGGUAGUAGACCGUCUAAUGAUGGAUUAUGAUUAUGAGAUCGCUUGAAUGUUCCAUGGUUGUUGUGAUGGCAGUAAAGGUUCAUUAGCUCUGGGGCAGCCUGCUUAUACCAUAAUUGAGACAACGCGAAGUGAUCCGUUUUUCAAGUCCUAAACAGAGGCCAAAUCGUCCAGAUCAGCAGAGUUCUGGGGUUGAAUCGAGGUGAAAUUGGCUGAUUAUGGAGAGGGCUGCAGAUUUCGUUGCCGAUCUGACCCCAUUUUAUCCAGCUUGUCUGGCUUCUGACUGGGGGUAGAAGAAGAAGAAGAAGAAGAAGAAGAAGAAGAAGAAGAAGAAGAAGAAGAUAGGAGUGGGUGGAGGAAGAAUAGUUUCUCACCAGAGGAAGGCAGUGUGAAGAGGAGAAUAGGGGGAGUAGUCAGACUAUGUCCCUUGGACAGCUCCAAAAUUGACCCACCUCAAAUUAGCCUAGAAGUUGCUUGGACUAUGCUUAAGCCCCUCACCAUUGAUUCUAUAAAUCUACCUUCGUAUGGUAUAUAUUGUGUCCUCUGGUGCCUCCCCCCUCUCUCUCUUCUGGUGUUCUUGGUUUCCUCUUUUGUUUCAGUUUUUCAAUGCUGAAGUCAAUGUCUCACCUGUAUAUCUUCCAAGCAGAUCAAGAUCCCUGAGCCCAUUAUGAUGCAUCUCGUUCUGUCAUUUAUUAUGUUAUGCUUGGGAGCUUACAUUGAUGGGAGAGUGAUAAAUUCUUGGUUUCUAUGGUAUAAUCUGCGAAUUAUCAUGGCUAAUUAAGGGUUUUCGUCAAUAUUUGAGCAUGGUAUCUAAUUGAGAGUAUCUCCCAGGCCUUAAGAUUGCGAUUGCACUUCAGAUAAGGAACAGAAAAAUAAAAAUAAAAUGAAGAAAAAACCUCCUGGUGCUGGUGGAUCCCCGGCGGCCUUGAUUUUGUUGAAUGGGCCUGUAUAAGAACAAAAAUUCAGAAGAAUCUGAUUCCAUGCAUAAUUUUCCGUCAUUAUCCCCUCAAAAUCGCCAGAUAUUAAUCUUUUUCUAUAUAUACGUGUAUAUAUUUGGGACUCAUCGCAUGGUCCCUUUCGUGAGUCUUUGAAAUAACACUCACCUUGGUGAUCUGCUGGCAGGAGGCCGUUCCGGAGCACAUCGAGAACGUUGCCACCUUCGAGCCGCCACUGUCGCCGGAGUCGAGCUACAACAGCUGGCCGCUAGGCUCUGAGGAUUUCUCCAAGGAUCCCCCAGCAGUGCCUCCUCAUCUCCUCAUGACGCUCCUCAACAGCCCGUCGUUCGUCGACAGCUCUUCCUCCAGCCGGCCCCAGCGGGUGGUCCUGAACCACCUGUACAUCCAAAAAGGCAAGGGCGACCAGCCCCUGGUAGCACUGGGAGUGACCCACAGGUUCCUCUCCAAGUACGUUACCGUGGUCCUCUACAAACCUCUGGGGCCUUGA
This is a messenger RNA of Spirodela intermedia, 4507 nucleotides long. The record is from the annotation of a GenBank genome assembly. NCBI's taxonomy places the organism in Eukaryota, Viridiplantae, Streptophyta, Magnoliopsida, Alismatales, Araceae.